Cucumis sativus (cucumber) is the source of this 917-nucleotide messenger RNA. RefSeq names its product probable protein arginine N-methyltransferase 6. NCBI's taxonomy places the organism in Eukaryota, Viridiplantae, Streptophyta, Magnoliopsida, Cucurbitales, Cucurbitaceae. The transcript has 3 exons. Gene Ontology annotation, biological process: peptidyl-arginine methylation. The record is from RefSeq and is a predicted model, not a curated record. Bases 81 to 356 code for a protein of 91 amino acids. Gene Ontology annotation, molecular function: protein-arginine N-methyltransferase activity.
AGAACUCUUCUUAAUUUCCAGCUCCCUUGCAUGGUUUUGCAUUCUGGUUUGACGUGGAGUUUUAUGGGCCUGGUACUGCCAUGCAUGGUCUAAUUCCAUCAAAUCCUGAUGAUAAUCAAGUGAAUGAUGGCAGCCAGAGGAAGAAGCGUGCAAAUCCCAAUGACGCACUCGUACUGUCCACUGCACCUGAGGACCCUCCAACCCAUUGGCAACAGACCAUAGUCUAUUUCUAUGACCCAUUAGAGGUUGAACAAGACCAACUAAUUGAAGGUUCUGUUACUCUAUCACAAAGCAGAGAAAACCGUCGGUUCAUGAAUAUUCGCCUCGAAUACGUUUCUGGUGGCGGUCCUUUGUGAAAGAGUCGGUGAUGAGGUGAUUUCUAUUCUUUGCUUUAUUUCAUGAUGUGAAGUCCCCAUUAACUCUUCUCAAGGCUUAACCUUCCUGAAACGGUAACAUUCCGAAAACUGUAGGAACUAUUAUUAAACUAACAUUUAUAGAAAUUGAAGCGUCUUGAAGCCGGCUGGUUUGGUUGAUUGCAUACCAAAAGCCUAAAAGACAGUUGACUCUUGAUCGUGUUUGUGCUUUGCGAUUGCUUGAUUGGCCUUCUUCACAUUGUCAUCUCUCCUUUGGGAAAGAUAUGUAGGCUGAGAUUGAUUGAUACAACUCCAUGAAGAAUUCUUUUAUUGUAAUGUUACUCUACUUUGAGAUUACAACUAAUAGGACUUAGCCUUUUGAUUAUUAUGAUUCAAUUUUUCCGUUGUGUAAAAGUAGAACACCCAAACUAGAAGUGUGAUGGCUUCCCUCUCAUCUCUUCAUGACUCUCAAUACCUUCAUCCUUCUUGUACUAACAUUUUAAUGCCUUAAUUAUGAACUGUUAUAUGAUAGUUGAAACCAAUGAAGUAUUAAUUUGUGAACUU